AUGCAAGCACCACCACCACAUAAUACACUACUGCUCAGUCCUGGCAAGGAUCAAGAUAACAAAGUCGCAUCGGAUCAGAAGCCAGGAAAGUUUGGUAAACCAAAAUCGAAGAUUGGUGCAGAAGGGUCAUUGCCCCCUUCCCAAAAGUAUAAGGUAAAAACUGAAAAGAAGGAAAAGAAGCCUAAAGGAACUACAGUGAAGCGUGGCACGGAUAAACAAACACCAGAAGAAAGUAACAAACUUCCCGGCAGUCCUAGUGGCGAUCCCUUUAAGGCACCAGUUGUUCAGGCUACGGAAUCGCUGGUUCAUGACCAGGAAAAGGCACCGAAGGACAAAACACCAUGUCCUAGGGCAGAAGCAAAAGUUCCCGGACCAGCAACAACGCAGGAAUCAGAUGAACAAGUAGGGGUCAAAAGACAUGACGUCCUAGCUGAUGCCAUAUAUGAUGAUGUCUCCACAGUCCCCAAAUCACAUGAUGCGCUAGAUAAUGAUAACAAGAAAAGGAAAGGGAGGAAGCAACAAAAGAUGGGGAAAGGACAUACAAUCGAGAAAUAUGAAGGCAACGUAGCAGAAGAUAGAGAAAAAUAUGGAAUCCAUAGGUCGAUUGAAUUCCCCUACGAAAUGACUUGUUUAGAUGAAAGAUUGAGCGAUUCUGAAAUAAAUAAAAAAUUAGAACAAAUGGAAGAAGAACCUCAUAAAUGGGAAUUACUGUCUCUAUACUGGCAAUCAUACAGAAAUGAAAGAAGUAAACAUCUGAACCAAAAACUCUUAAACCCAAGAAACAACCAACCCAUUAAAACUAUCCAAAAAUAUAGCACGACCUGGAAGAAGUGUGCAAAGGUAGUUCGUGAUAAUUUUACAAAACAACAUGAACAUGUUAAUGAAGUAUUUUAUACCAUAAUUGAAAAGGAAAAAUUGAGCACACAUGAAUUCAAAGAAAUUCUAAAUGACUUUAGAGCUUCAUGGAAACAAGUCACGCUUAAAACAGCAGACGAAUGUAUGGCCAUUCUUGAAGCGCCACCUAUCUCAGCAGCCAAAUUCUCGAGGUAUGAGGGUUCAGGAUUCUUUGCUGAGGGUGAAAAUUAUGCUAUUUUGGGGUUCUUUGCGUAG
Messenger RNA from Plasmodium fragile, 1110 nucleotides. RefSeq lists its product as uncharacterized. The transcript has a single exon. Bases 1 to 1110 code for a protein of 369 amino acids. The record is from RefSeq and is a predicted model, not a curated record. NCBI's taxonomy places the organism in Eukaryota, Apicomplexa, Aconoidasida, Haemosporida, Plasmodiidae.